AGGACCAUAAGAUCGAAAGAAUUUGGAUGAUCUAUAUUAUUAUCACUGGUCCAUUGCGCCUAGUUGAUUACGCUUUCACAUCAUUAAAUUUUAAACUAUAUCUCUUUGUAAUAUUCAAAGCCAUUUAAUCAGUAUAAGUAAUAUCUCAAUAUAUAUAUACCAUAAAGCAAUACUAUUUUAAUCAUCACCAACUAAUUAAGUUAUGCUAAUAAAUGGAGCAAAUAUAUGAUUAUAGAUUGAGAUACUCUAAUCAAAGUCCCAUCAGCAACUUUGAAGGAAAGAAUCGAAUAAUUCCAUAAGGAAAAGCUUAAAUAUCGUAAACUAUUUUUUAGCAAAGGCAUAUGAUUAAAUGGGAAAUCAAAAUAAACUAUUACAUUUUAGUUAGCAACACUUAAUGAAGAACUUUUGUAUUCAUUUAAUUGUUAAAAUUUAACCUUAGAAGGCGCAAGUCACAUGCAGCUUCCUCCUAACUCGUCCUUUAUAUAAACUCACUCACACCACCUCUAUCUCCACAACACAUUCCAAACACAUCUCAUUCUUAAUCAACAAACAUAUAACUUACUCAGCUUCACUACCAAUCCUUUUGAAUUCGAUCAAAACACCUUGAAACCUACCUAAACCUUAUUCGGUUUUCACUACAUAUACUAUCGGUUCCAUCAAACUCAACCCUAGAAUGGAGAACAUGUUUAGGCUCAUGGGAAGUGAAGAUUUCUCUGACAGACAACGGUGCAUUUGGGUUAACGGUCCAGUUAUCGUUGGAGCGGGCCCAUCGGGGCUAGCCACAGCUGCUUGUCUCCGCGAGGAAGGUGUUCCCUUUGUGGUAUUGGAGAGAGAAGAAUGCAUAGCUUCACUGUGGCAGAAAAGAACCUACGACAGACUCAAACUUCAUUUACCCAAGAAAGUUUGUCAAUUACCCAAAAUGCCCUUCCCAGAAAACUACCCCGAUUAUCCGACAAAACGGCAGUUCAUCGAUUACCUUGAGUCCUACGCUACCCGAUUCGACAUUAGCCCUCAAUUCAACGAGUGUGUUCAGUCCGCCCGUUACGAAAAGACCAGUGGUCUCUGGCGUAUUAAGACGGUGAAGUCUUCUCCUUCCUCGGCCGUUUCCGGGUCAGAGAUGGAAUAUAUCUGCCGGUGGCUAGUGGUGGCGACGGGAGAAAACGCGGAGAGAGUUGUUCCCGAGAUAGAUGGGCUGACGACGGAGUUCAACGGAGAGGUGAUACACUCUUGUGAGUAUAAAUCUGGGGAGAAAUACAGAGGAAAAAGUGUUCUUGUCGUCGGAUGUGGAAACUCCGGCAUGGAAGUUUCUCUUGAUCUCGCAAAUCACGGUGCUAACCCCUCCAUGGUUGUUCGUAGCUCGGUUCAUGUCUUACCUAGGGAGAUUCUAGGCAAAUCGACUUUCGAAAUCUCAAUGAUACUGAUGAAGUGGCUACCUCUAUGGCUAGUGGACAAGAUUCUGUUGAUCCUCGCAUGGCUGGUUUUGGGAAACUUGACAAAGAAUGGGCUAAAGAGGCCCAAAAUGGGUCCAAUGGAGCUCAAGGUCCUCACAGGGAAGACUCCAGUGCUUGAUAUCGGAGCUAUGGAGAAAAUAAAAUCCGGCCAGGUAGAUAUCGUCCCUGGAAUCAAAAGGUUCUCUCGUAGCCACGUGGAGCUCGUUGAUGGUCAGAUAUUAGAUCUUGACGCUGUUGUUCUAGCCACGGGAUACCGCAGUAACGUUCCUUCUUGGCUUCAGGUGAGAAACAAAACAAAACAACUUCAAUCUAAUAGUUUCGGUAGUUUAUUGCAUAACAAGUCAACUGAAUCUAUUCUUUUUGUCCUUCAGGAAAAUGACCUAUUUUCCAAGAACGGGUUUCCUAAAUCGCCGUUUCCAAACGCAUGGAAAGGUAAAUCGGGACUUUACGCGGCUGGAUUCACGAGGAAAGGAUUGGCCGGAGCAUCAGCAGACGCUAUUAGCAUCGCUUAAGACAUUGGUAACGUGUGGAGAGAAGAGACCAAACGACGGAAAAUGAGAACACGAGUGGGUCACCGCAGAUGCAUCUCAGUUGCUUAGAGGUCAAGUUAGAGUUAUUUCAUACAUUUAUUAUAUUAUUUUAAAACGGUUCGGGACAAAAAGUUAAAACAGUGUUUAUUUAUUAAUUCAUUUUUUUGUAAAGAAAAGAAGAAGAAAGUAUACAGAUAAAAAGAUAGGGAAUAAACAGUGUGUAAAAGAGAGCCCUGUCCUCAAGACCCAACGGUGUUGUUUUUGAUGGCUGUCUGGGAAUUUGUAUUAACUUGGAUGAUGUGGUGUUUCUCUUUAAUUAUUUUAUUUUUAUGAUUUUUUUAUUUUA
Brassica napus (rape) is the source of this 2327-nucleotide messenger RNA. RefSeq names its product probable indole-3-pyruvate monooxygenase YUCCA5. Gene Ontology annotation, biological process: auxin biosynthetic process. The transcript has 2 exons. Gene Ontology annotation, molecular function: flavin adenine dinucleotide binding; NADP binding; N,N-dimethylaniline monooxygenase activity. The record is from RefSeq and is a predicted model, not a curated record. The coding region runs from base 674 to 1963 and encodes 429 amino acids. Lineage: Eukaryota; Viridiplantae; Streptophyta; Magnoliopsida; Brassicales; Brassicaceae.